AUGGUCACGCGCAUGCGCUCCCCCCGGCGCCCUUCCGGGUUCGGGCGUCUGCGCAUGCCCAGGCUCGCCACAGCCAAAGCAAACUGUUUGGGCAAAGACCGAGAGGACGGAGUCGCCCGCGGGCUCCCUCGGCCGAAGAGUCCGAAAAAGCCCGGCGCCCUGGACCUCUCAGUCAUAUUACAUCUCCAUGUGGAAGCACUGGGGCUACAGCGCAUGCGCGUUUCGCCCAAGCCGGUUCCAGGGCUUCAGUUUCUGCGCCUGCGCGGCGUAGAGCGUUCGCCAGGCGAAGAUCGGCGCCUGCGCUCCCGCCUUCUGAAACAUGCUUUUCCCUUUCUUCAGCCCUUCCACAGCACUCCUGCCCUCGAAAGGGAAUGUGAUGAUGAUCUGACGGACAGCGAAGAAAGCAUCUUCUCUGGUCUGGAGGAUUCUGGGAGUGACAGCCUCACAGACGAGGAGGAGGACAAAGAGGAUGAUGAAGGGACAGAGGAUGACAGCCAUGACAGUGGAGUGGAGGAGAAGUCCAAAGGCCAGUUGCUGUCAGAAGAUACACACGCUGGAGAAACUUCUGGAAAGAAAUCACGGCCGUGCGGUGAGACUCAGGAGCCAGAAGUCAAGGAACAGGAGCUCUCCUUGGAGAACGAGUAUGCAGAAGAUAGCUCUGAUGAAGAGGACAUCCGCAACACCGUGGGCAACAUUCCCAUGGAAUGGUACCAAGACUUCCCGCACAUCGGCUACGACCUGGAUGGCCGGAAGAUCUUCAAGCCCCUUCGCACCAAGGAUGAGCUGGACAAGUUCUUGGAAAAGAUGGAGAACCCGGAUUACUGGCGGACCAUCCACGACCGAAAGACGGGCAUGGACGUGAAGCUGACCGACGAACAGGUGGCGCUGGUCCACCGUCUCCAGCAGGGCCAGUUUGGGGACGUCCGGUUCGAUCCGUACGAGCCUGCCGUGGACUUCUUCAGCAGCCAGGUGAGGAUCCACCCCGUGACCAACCGGCCAGCCGACAAGCGCAGCUUCAUCCCGUCCCUCGUGGAGAAGGAGAAGGUCUCCCGGCUGGUCCACGCCAUCAAGAUGGGCUGGAUCAAGCCACGCAAGCCCAAGGAGGACACGCCGACCUUCUAUGACCUGUGGGCUCAGGAAGACCCGAACUCCAUCCUGGGGCGCCACAAGAUGCACGUGCCCGCCCCCAAGCUCCCCCUGCCUGGACACGAGGAGUCCUACAACCCCCCACCCGAGUAUCUUCCCACGGAGGAGGAGAGACUGGCCUGGGAACUGCAGGAGCCCUCUGAGCGGAAGCUGAACUUCCUGCCGCAGCGCCACGAGUGCCUCCGGCGGGUGCCCGCUUACUCCCGCUUCAUCCACGAGCGCUUUGAGCGCUGCCUCGACCUCUACCUGUGCCCACGCCAGAGGAAGAUGCGGGUCAACGUGGAUCCUGAGGACUUGAUCCCGAAGCUGCCGAAGCCACGAGACCUGCAGCCCUUCCCCACCGUCCAGGCCUUGAUCUACCGUGGCCACACCAGCCUUGUGCGCUGCCUCAGCGUCUCCCCCAGUGGUCAGUGGCUGGCAUCAGGCUCCGACGACGGCACGGUGAAGUUCUGGGAGGUUUGCACGGCCCGCUGCGUGAAGACGCUCCCUGUGCCCGGCGCAGUGAAGAGCGUGGCCUGGAACCCCAACCCGGCUGUUUGCCUCGUGGCCAUCGCUGUAGAGCACUCGGUGCUGUUGGCGAACCCAGCCCUCGGGGACAAGCUGCUGUAUGGAGCCACCGACCAGCUUCUCGAGGGCUACGUGGCCCCUGAGGAGGAACGGCCCCAGCCGGUCACCUGGGAGGAAGCGGCGGGAGAGGAGCGUGCCCGGGGCAUCCGGCUCAUCAUCAGGCAUGGGAAGCCCUUGAAGCAGGUGACGUGGCACGGGAAAGGGGACUAUUUUGCCACGGUCGUGUCGGACAACAGCCACCUGCAGGUGCUGAUCCACCAGGCCAGCAAGCGGUGGAGCCAGGCGCCCUUCCGCCGCAGCAAGGGCCAGGUCCAGCGCGUGCUCUUCCACCCGCUGCGGCCCUUUUUCUUUGUGGCCACGCAGCGCUUUGUCCGCGUCUACAACCUCCUCAAGCAGGAGCUCACCAAGAAGCUGCUCAGCAACUGCAAGUGGGUCUCCAGCAUCGCCCUCCACCCGGGAGGCGACAACCUGAUCUGCGGCAGCUACGACAGCAAACUGGCCUGGUUCGAUCUGGACCUGUCGACGAAGCCUUACCGGGUGCUGAGGCACCACAAAGCAGCACUGAGGGCCGUGGCUUUUCACCCCCACUACCCGCUCUUUGCCUCCGGCUCAGAUGACGGCAGCGUCAUCAUCUGCCACGGCACAGUCUACAGCGACCUGCUCCAAAACCCGCUCAUAGUCCCCGUGAAGGUGCUGAAGGGCCACGCGCUGACCCAGGACCUGGGGGUCCUCGACGUGGUGUUCCAUCCCACCCAGCCCUGGCUCUUCUCUGCGGGGGCCGAUGCCACCGUCCGCCUCUUCACCUAGAGAGGGACCCACCAACGACCCGGCUGGCUCUCCCCCCCCCCCCACGCAAGGCCCAGAGGCACCAGGGCAGGACUCUGGGCAGCCGGCAGCCAAGAGGGAGGGAAGGAGGCAGGAAGCGAACUGGGCAGGCAGACCACCUCUUUCGCCAUGAAACGGCUGGGGAGAGGCCUGCCACAAACCCUUCCCUCCCCUGGACGGACAGUGUGGACAGCAGGCCCAGAGACCUCCAGCAUGGGUGGCGUGGUCGGUCGGCAGAGCCGUCUCAGAGGUCCAGUUGGGGGUGCAUUGUUUUCCGGAUGGGGGCGGGGCGGGAUCCUGACUGUCAAUAAAGAAGAUGCCAAACCGUG
Messenger RNA from Pogona vitticeps (central bearded dragon), 2867 nucleotides. The record is from RefSeq and is a predicted model, not a curated record. NCBI's taxonomy places the organism in Eukaryota, Metazoa, Chordata, Lepidosauria, Squamata, Agamidae.